AUGUUCUCAAAGCUAGUUGGAAGGACAGCACUCUCUGCUGGAGUGGCAUCAUUGGCAGCUGUUGCAGCAUCGUCGUCGUCGCCACUUGCGUCAUUGUCAUCUACUACUACCCAAUGCGAGGACGCAAAUACUCCUACUACUACUACUACUACUUCUACUUCUACUACUACUCCGGUUGGACCUCCCAGCAUUACUCAAAAACGAAUUUUCAAAUCCCUCCGCAAAGAGACCACUCUUCGACACGCCGUGGACAAGGAAGAGAAACCCUCCGAAGCCCAGUCCUUGUAUCCCAUUCGACGCUCCAACACGCGCCGUGAAUUGUCCAAACUCCGGUCCCAAGAAAAAGAAAUCUUACGGAGAUGGGAACUCGACGAAGACGGAUGGCGAGAAUUGCCGGCCCGUGCUUGGCCAGCCUAUCAACCCAAACCGGAAGAGUUGGAGGGUAUUGAAUCUCAAUUCAAUGAUUUGGGAUGUGAAGAUCAAGAUGGAAGCAAUACCUUUUGUCAAGAUUUGCUCUUUCACAUUUCCACCACAUUAGUCUUUUACAAUGUGAAUGCGGAAAAAGGAUUUGCUCAAUAUGAAAAAUUGGCCAACGAAGGACAUGUCGACUCCAUGGUCGCUUGUGGUAUCAUGUUGGUGGAAGGCUUUGGAAUCAAACCAGAUCCUUCCAAAGGAAUUGAAUGGUUGCGCAAGGCCAUUUUGAAAGGUUCGACACAAGGGUGUUACGAAUUGGGAACUUGUUUGUACACGGGUAUUGAUGAAGUCUUGGAGGAAGAUCCUGAGGGUGCCUUUGCCUUGUUUGAAAAGGCGGCUUUGAAGGAUCAUACCGGUGCACUUUACAUGGUGGCUGAUUGUUUGAUUGAAGGAGAAGGAACCGAGAAGAGUGUGGGCAAAGCAGUACCUCUAUUCUACAAGGCAGCGGAGCGUGGGCAUCGAUACUCACGACAAAGGAUCCGGGAACUCUUGGCGCGAAAGGAGUAUCAAUGA
Molecule: messenger RNA, 987 nt
Organism: Cylindrotheca closterium
Lineage: Eukaryota; Bacillariophyta; Bacillariophyceae; Bacillariales; Bacillariaceae
Source: the annotation of a GenBank genome assembly